Molecule: messenger RNA, 1779 nt
Organism: Dujonia railenensis
Lineage: Eukaryota; Fungi; Ascomycota; Pichiomycetes; Serinales; Debaryomycetaceae
Source: the annotation of a GenBank genome assembly
AUGGUUGUCAAAUCGAAGUCAUCGACACCCUCGGUCGUCCCACAAGAUCAUCCCGCGAACGAGCUUUCAAUCUUGACGCAAGACCAAAUUAUCGCUUUAUCUAAACUCCAGCCAGUUCAUCUUCCAAAUGAAUCUACAUACAUUGAAAAUGACUUAGAGCACCCAAUCCACCUGUUACGAACCAGUUGGAAGUAUAUAUACGUAGUUAAUUGGAUCUACCAUUGUAGAGGGUUUGUGAGAUUGCAAUCUGAGUAUUUUGAUAUCGACUUAUUGGAAACUGAAUUAUUAGGGCUAGUCUCCCCACCACCUUUGGACGAAUCCAUUUUAUUUAUCAACAAGCUUCGAGUUGCACUCAUUUCCACAGUCCAAGGAUCCAAGUGUUCGCCUAACAACUUUGAAAAUAUUUUCAGAAUCUGGUUCGGUAGCAAGACCCCGCUAGGCGGAAGAGAUGAUGAUGAAGAAGAAGAAGAUGUUCCAGUAGGUACAGUUGGUGAAGGUACUGAAGUCAAGAAUGAGCCAGUUGUUGCCAAUGGUGGCCAGCAAGAAGUCUAUGAACCAAGAUUUGAACAAAUAAGUCUUCAAGAUAAAUUCGAGGUAUUGUACCUAAUGAUUGAGUAUAUAUCUGGUUAUCCACAAUUUAGAGCCUGGAUCGAUAAGAACAAUGUUCCCUCUGAUAUGCUUAGAUGGAAUUUACUCUUCCACGAAAACACAUCAGCAGCAACAUCAGAGGACUAUUUAUUACUUUUUGACUGUACAAGGUUAUACAAAAGAAUUACGAAAUAUCCACAACUCUCGAUCCCAAAAAAGAGAAAGUUAGCCCCCAAGGACCCAGAGACUCACUUUAACGACAGUAAGUUCGAUGUAGUGGACUUUAAAUUUGAAUUGAUUACCAAGGGAAUUUACCAAUAUAAUAAGUACAUUGAGGAAUUGAAGAUUAAAUCGAAGAGGAAUUCUAAGUUUAAGACUCAAUACCUGACUUUGACAACCAUUGCUAUAUUGGAAACGUUGUAUAUUGCAGAAAUCAAGAAAAGGAAGUUUAUAACCAGUAGGAAGAAGGAUCUCCAGUUGGCAAACUUAUUAGCCACUAGGAAGAGAUCAUCUAGAUUAGAGGCCAAGGAAAAACAAAAGCAAGAGGAAUUGAGGUUAGCGAGGAUACAAGAAGAAGAAGAGUUGAGAAUUGCAGCUGAAAAGAGAUUGGAAAGAAGAAGACUAGCUAGAAACGAGCAACACAUUAGCGAGGGAAUGACCAGAGAAGAAAGAUUGAGAAUGAGAAGAAAUCCCGAAGAAGAAGCUCCAGUAGAAAAUGCUGGAGCCCAUGAUCAACUAACCGAAUUCAAUGCAGUAAAGCCAGAGAGUGAUGGUGAGGUUACUGAUUUGGUACUGAACCAAGUGGUCGAUGAAGUAAAAUCUACUGAGGAGGAAGUCGUACAGAGUACACCAGUGGUGGAAGGUACAGCUAUUGCACCUGGUCAGGAAGAACAGACUCCAAUUGCAGCUGUAAAUUCCACCGAGGAAGAUCUUAUAAAGAGUGCACCAGUAUUGGUGGAAGGUACAGUUAUUGUGCCUGAUCUGCAAGAACAGACUUCAAUAGUUGCACCAGCAGUUAGCGAAAUAGUCGAACCAGUAUCUCAACCAACGGCUGAGCCAAGUGUUGAAUUAGUUCAAAAGCCAACUUCUAACCCGAUAGGCGAAUCUGAGGAGAUCCCAAUUACCGAACCAGUAAUAAUCUCAGCGAUAACAGCUGAUAAGGUUCCCAGGGAAGAAGGUGAAGCUCGCUAA